AUGCUCUAUUUCAAAAGUGUACUUUGUCCAUAUGUUGUAAAACAGUCGGAUCUAAUUCGUGAUCAUGUAGCCAACCUUAAAAUUUCAAUUGAUACUGUAAGAUCAUUCAUUUUAGUGUCCUCGAAUCCUGUGAUGCAAUUAGGUGCUGAGAAUAUUGUUUCUGAUGACACAAAGCUUGUUCGGAACACCACCCAGCCUGAUCAGACUAACAAUUUCGUUACCUUAUACCUAAUGAUUUCAACGU
Molecule: messenger RNA, 244 nt
Organism: Dentiscutata erythropus
Lineage: Eukaryota; Fungi; Glomeromycota; Glomeromycetes; Diversisporales; Gigasporaceae
Source: the annotation of a GenBank genome assembly